CGGCCAUGUCGUUCAGCGCCACCAUACUGUUCUCCCCUCCCAACCCCAAAGAAGCCAAAUGCUGCUGCUGCACCUGCAAGCAGGAGCCCGGCGCUCCCCCGGCGGCCCCUGUGCCGCCUCCCUCCCCGCCCUGCACCCCCAUCACCAUCACUGGGACGGGGCUGGCGGUGCAGUCUUCGGAGCAGCUCCUCCACGUCAUCUACCAGCGGGUCGAGAAGGCCGUGGGCCUCGCGGAGAUGUCUCUGAGCUUGGCCAAGGCCAACAACGAGGCCCUGAGGCGCCUGGAAGAGGAAAUGGGGGUGCUGCGCCGGGCGGCGGCCCCUCCGGUCAAAGCCAGCCCCCCGUGCGUCCCGGUGGAGCAGCGAGAAGAGGAGGAGAAGGAGGAGGAGGAGGAACGAGAGGCCGAAGGCUUCCAACGCGGCGUCCAGGUGGUCAUCGAAGAGCUGAGGCAGCUGGGAGCGGCGGCUGGGCCACCCGGACCCCUGGGUUUCUCUCCCGUGCAGCUGGGAGCCGGGGGGCUUGGCGGGGUAGCAGAAGAAUCUCCCACAGUAGAUACCUCCCUGCAGCGGGUCUACGCGACGCCCUCUUCUCCCGUCCCUCAGACGACUCUGCUGCCCCUGGAUGAGCCUUCUCUCUCCUGCCCGGAGGCAUCACCCAACAGCACCAGUCUGGAGGACGCUAUGCACGGGGAACCGCGUUUUUCUUUGGGCUUUGCGAGUCUUCCUUGCAGAAGCCGAAGCAUCGGGCAGAAGAACGCCAGGCGCAAGAGGGACUUGGUGCUUUCAAAACUGGUUCACAAUGUCCACAAUCACAUCACCAAUGAUAAAAGGUUUGACGGCUCUGAGAGCAUUAAAUCUUCGUGGAAUAUCUCUGUGGUGAAAUUCUUGCUGGAGAAACUGAAGCACGAAUUGGUAUCAAAUCACCACAAAUACACAGACAAAGAGCUAAAAGGAGCCUGUGUGGCCUACUUUCUGACCAAACGGCGGGAGUACCGUAACUCUCUCAACCCCUUCAAAGGCCUCAAGGAGAAGGAGGAGAAGAAAUUACGCAGCCGACGCUACCGGCUUUUUGCAAACCGUUCGGGGGUGGCGCGUCUGCUUGGGCGCGAGGAGCAGCGCUUGUGGCAAGGUGUAACCGAGGAACUCAUGUCGGAUGAGGAGGACAGCCUGAGCGAGCCGGGGGUAUGGGUGGCGCGCCCCCCGCGAUUCCGUGCUGCCCCGCUCACCCAGCUCUGCUACCGGCUUGAUGCUAACUCCAAGCACGGCACCAAAGCCAACCGGGUGUACGGGCCGCCCUCGGACCGCCUGCCCACUGCCGAAGUCCAGCUUCUGCCCCUCCACCUUUACAACGCCCAUUUUCAAGAGGAAGGGGCCGGGGCUGGCACACCCCCUUGCCUGCCUGGCCACAAAGGCUUCUGCCCCGACCUCGGCUCCUUCGUGGAGAUCAAGGUGGAAAAAGAUGAGUGA
Euleptes europaea (tarantolino) is the source of this 1466-nucleotide messenger RNA. RefSeq names its product chromosome 18 C14orf93 homolog (gene C18H14orf93). Lineage: Eukaryota; Metazoa; Chordata; Lepidosauria; Squamata; Sphaerodactylidae. The coding region runs from base 6 to 1466 and encodes 486 amino acids. The transcript has 6 exons. The record is from RefSeq and is a predicted model, not a curated record.